Messenger RNA from Xenopus tropicalis (tropical clawed frog), 7396 nucleotides. It is a transcript of the gene ttc31, whose product is annotated as tetratricopeptide repeat domain 31. Lineage: Eukaryota; Metazoa; Chordata; Amphibia; Anura; Pipidae. Gene Ontology annotation, molecular function: RNA binding; nucleic acid binding; metal ion binding. Bases 253 to 1557 code for a protein of 434 amino acids. The transcript is spliced from 16 exons. The record is from RefSeq and is a predicted model, not a curated record.
CAGGGCGGGGAGAGGGGGUUCGGGCGGAAGGCGGAGGGAGAGAGCUUCUGUUCGUAGAGCUGCUCGGGCCGGAUGAUGCUUACGGAGCUUGGAAUCUUGCUCUUACUGCGUACUGGCAUUGCGGCAGCAGUAGGAAUGGCCAGAGCUCUUUGUUUUGAUUAGGAACCUGCCAGACUCCAAGUGGGAGCUGAAAUGUCCCUGAACUGAAGGCCAGAUUACUUGGUGCAUCACCUUGAGACAUCAGAGAAUGCAAUGGACUUUGAAACCGCUGCAGGCAUCCGUGGCUGUAGAAAUGAGAUAAUGCACCGAAAGGACCUCAAUCUUCAGGAGGAAGAAUUACAUUCAGAUGACUUUUUGUCAGAAGACAGCCAGUCCAAACAAAAAGCGGAAAAGCGCAGAGCCAAAAAGAAGAGGCAACGAGAGCGAAAAAAACUUGAGAAGAAAAAGCAUCUGGAAGAGAACGAACAGGAGCCGGAGUGGGAUGUUAAUAGUGCGUUUGUCGCCAACGCUGCCAGUCACCUAAGGCCCAAGACAAGGAACAAAGCAGACAAGAAGCACAAUAGUAACAAGGAGAAUGAAGGGAAGAUUCGAGAGGGUGACUGCUUGAACUCUUCUAUCCAAAGGGGAAGGCAACUUGCUGAACUUGGUAUUAAUUAUGUGCAAGAAGGAAACUAUACCAAAGCAGUAGAACUGUUUAGUGAGGCCAUCGGGUUAGAUCCAGAGGAUUACAGAUAUUUUGGGAACCGUUCUUACUGCUACGAGCAGUUAAAGCUUUAUCCUGAGGCACUCAUGGACGCUGAAGUUUCUAUCGAACUAUCCCCUGACUGCCCUAAAGGCUAUUUCAGAAAAGGAAGAGCUUUGAGAGGCUGCAGUAGGAUUGUGGAGGCAGAAGAGGCUUUUAAAAUGGUCCUCCAGUUGGAUCAAAAUUGCGAGGAGGCUUCGCGAGAGAUACAGACCUGUCAAGUAAUGAGGCUCAUGGAACAAGGUUUUACCAAGGAACAAAGUAUUAACUUACUCAAAGAAUUUAAAUCUGUGGCUGCAGUUUUGGAAGCUCCCAUCUCUGCUCACGCCUUAGACAGCAAUCUGAAUGUGGCCUUAGAGGACUCAGUGGAAGAAGAGGCUUUCUGCUUAAGUGAUCUAUCUGAAACGCAGAGCGCUUCCUUGUGGGUGGGAAACAUCACUGAUCAGAUAACAGAGAAGCAGCUGAGAGACCUCUUUAAAAGUUAUGGAGAAAUUCACAGUAUUCGACUUCUUGGUGAACGGUUUUGUGCAUUUGUGAACUUUAAGUGUGUUGCUGCUGCUGCCAAAGCCCUGGAUGCUCUGCAGGGCAAGGAGAUAGAGAACACAAAAUUAUUGAUUCGAUACCCAGACAAGCCUUACCGACCCCCUGCUGUGAGCACUUCAGAAUCAGGCUUGAUAAGUUCCAAGAGGAAAGGGACAAGUAAAGUAAGUGAAUGCUAUUACUGGAGAUCCAGUGGCUGCAGCUUUGGAGAUAAAUGCCGAUACAAACACAUUCCUGAGAACAAAGGGGUGGACAAGAAGCCAUGGAAGUGCUAGCCCAUUUUCCACAUUGCUACAUCCAUCCUGGAUCCAUUCAUGUUUGCAGUGAGACAUUAAGAAGAACCAAACUAAAACACAAUGCAACAAGGUUCCAAGUGCACUUGUAGUAGAUACUGAAACCGUGAGAGCAUACCCCUUACCUUAGAGGACGCCUCUCAUUUGUGCACUUAAGAUUGCUCUAUGGAAUGUCAAACUUCUUUAAUGUGUACAAGGCUCAACCAAGCAUUGGCUUAUCCAUCUCUAUGUUCUUCAGUUGCAAAAUAAGAGCUAUGUUUAACUGCAUCAUCUCACCUUAUAGCGUUGAGAUGCAAGACGUGGGAGAUUGCACUUUAUUGCAGAAUUGCAGGUUGCUAUGUUCUGUCCAUCUAAGAUCACAUCCAGAAGUGAAAAAAGAAGCACUUUUAGACCAAACUGAAUCAUUGGCACCAUUCUCAUUGAGUUGAUAUUUGCAAUCGGACAAAUGUCCGAUUGGCCCUGCUUGGAAUCCCAGCACAAAACCAAGAUGCAGAGGACAAGAUAUGAAAUGAGUGUUUCUGCAAUCCUAGCUGCAUGUUGGAAAGGUAGACUUGGCUCUGUUGAAUAUGUACCCCAACCAACGAAGAACUGGAUCACCCUAUCUGAACAUAAGUGUCCAGUCUUGUAUACUUGGAGCAACCGCUUUACAUUGUGUGUAAAUUGGGAUUUAUAAGGACCAAAAUCUAAUACUUAUCAUGUACUGAAAAACUACAGCCAAAGAAGUCAUGUUGUGCCUUAUUUUAUAUCAAUGUUUCUACUGGCAAUACUUGCAAUAUUUACACUGUAUUAUUGGGAAAAAGUGUUUACUUUUGGAGUGUUUAUUAGUAUUGUCCUUUUUUGCAUAAGAUAAUGAAGCCCAGGGUAUGAGACUGGAUGGAUAUUCGGUCUCAGAAGUAUGGUGCCUAUCUGUGCACUCCUGUCUGUAUUAAGCAAUUGGCACUUAAGUAUCAAAGCUGAGAGGUAAGUGUUACCCUCUGUACAAACUGGGUUCAUUGUUCAUUUAUUGUAUAUCAGAUGGACAAUAUAAGAGCAUAGCUUAUUGUAUGCAUGUAACAUAUUGUCUCUCAAUAUCAACACAAAAGAUAGCCUUGAAAUUCUUUGACAUAUCAUAGACUUAUUAUACACUUCAGUGGCCAUUUAUUUCUGAUUUUGAUGUAAAUGCUCACCGAAAGCUCCCACUCGUUGAGUAAUUCAAAGAACGAAUGUUCAGUGUACAAACUAAACUAUGCCCUCACACCCCUAUGGGAAUCAUUUAUCAUUUACAGCCUUUGGUCUGUUGUAGUGCCUACAUUUAAAGUAGUUUGCAUUUGCAAGUGGCCAUAAACAGACUUAUUUUCUAAUGUAGUUGAUUGAUUGGUGGUGGCUGAACAGUCAGAUACUAUUCGAGGCGCCAUGCACAGUAAUAGACACCGUUCUGUUGUUUCGUUGCCCCAUUUAUUAAUGCGCCAUGCAUGGACAUUUUUUAAACUUGCCCAAUCAAUAAUCAGCCAAUAUCCGUGGUACAAAGAUAUUUGCCAAGAUCGCCUGGGGGCAUACCCAUACUGAAAUCAUACAAAACAGUGUGUGUAACCAGCUGGAAUUCUGGGAAAGAUGUAAAGAUUGGUACAAAUUUGGUGAAUUGCAGUGAUUCUUUUUGCACUUUACAAACUGCAUGCUCUUUAUGAUCCCAGUGUUAAUUUAAGAAAUAUCAUGUAAAGCUGAUACACACUAGGGUACAUUAUCCCUUGAAUCACUUUACCCCUGAACUAACCUUCUAGGUGUUAAUGAUACAGGAACUAGGGGUACUGGAAUGCAGAUCAGUAAUACCCCCAAAAAUCUGUUUGAGACACACAUAGCUGUAAGCUUUGUUUAUUUGCUUUCACAGCAAAUCUUUUGCACAUGCCUAGAAGUUUUCCUUCAGAGUUGUUGCAUUACUUGCUUGUUGCACUGCUCCUGUCUCCAGUCAGUGUGUGUAUUUAAAUGUCCAGUUUCAGUAAUAAUAUGGUUUAUGUACUGUGCAAACCUCUCAGGCCUGCUUCUGUCUAUCCUGAUGAUUAUUUGUGAAGAGUUUUGUGAUAAGAGUGUGUCAUUAGCAGCUUUACCAUGAAAGAGCCACCUUAUGCUUCAGAAGCAAAAUAGGCAAAUCAUGUAAACCUUGCUAUUCUGAGCAUAAAUAACAGGUUUUUGCAAUCUCAAGCAGCAUCCUCUGUGGUCUCAGCCGUAUUUGUCUUAAGUGAAUAGAGUUUAUCUUCCAUGUAUUAUCUCUUACAUAGGCGGUAAAGUAAUGGGGUAAAGCUGUGUACGCAAUAUUCUUCCUCAACAUAUUUCCAUUUAUAAGUUCAAUAUCACUGGGAAUAGUGGUGUUGCCUUUAGAUAAGGAUUUCUCUGCUAAUGAAAGAGCAGCAGUACCUUGAGCUAUCACAGAGAUGGUGCUUAUGCUGCUGGUGUCUAUGGAGAUUGCAUGUACUGAGUAAUAUGACCGCUCCCAUUCAGAUAUAUUAAUGGAACCAUGGAGAGAAGAAAUAGCUUUGUGCACACAAGAUGCCCCACACUCCUCCUAAAAAGGUGGUGUAUUAGAAUAUAAAUCUAGAAUAUAAAUAUGCCCUUUGAUCUCUUAACAGCCCAAGUUCUUCCUUACCAUCAUAUUCAUCAUGCUUUCUCUGAUACUGAUGUUCUAUUCCCUAGCCAAGAUCAGCAAUAUUCCCGAUCUAUUUCUCAAUAUAUUUUGCAUUGAGCAAUCCCUCUUAUCCUUUGGAUUCACCUAUGGACUCUAAGCAGAUUAUACAAAUGUUCUUCUGAGCCUUAAACUUUCAGUCCUGUCUAGAUUAGCAAAUAUCUCCAUGAAAUCCUUUCUUGAAUAACUGUUGUUUAAAGCUCAGUAUAUUACUGACAAUAGUAAAAAGCCUACCCAGGGGACCAGAAAUGACUAAAAUAUUGAUUACCCAUAAAAAUAGAAGGGUGACCAAAGUGGGACACUCAAAAUGAAACUACAACAUGCAUAAGGUGCCAAAAAAGUAAGUUUUAUUAAAGCCAUAAAAACCAGUAUCAUUAAAAGGAUAAUGAAAAACCCACAAGUGGAAUGUUUGCAAACAGUCAAUGGCCAACACACAUGGAAAAAUAAUGUUACAAAUUCCACCCAAUCAGUAUCCUGUCUGCCUACAGUCCAUCUGGGCAGCCCAUCGUGUCAAAGACAGAUAUUAAAGUCUUUCCAUCCCAAGCUUGCAACCCUAUUCUCUUCUGCAUUAUCAGUGUCAUCACUAGACACUAUUUGUGCCCAAUAUCUAAGGGUUAUACUACUAUAUGAUGCUUUACAUCAGCCCUUUUGUAAAGUGAAGUCACUACAGAACACUGGCCUUAUUAACUUUAUCAUGGUGCUCCCUGGUUUCCCUACCUGGGACAUUCAACCUGUAAUCUGUGUUCAAUAGAGCACCUUACCGAUCUACUGUUCUGCCCCGUAUUUACCUCCAGUUCAGCUAUAAAAUCCUCUUUCAAGGUGACUUUUGUGCUCCUCCUAAUACCAAACACUUAUUUGACAUCAGGAUGGAACAGGCUCUAUGUAUCAGAUAGGGACCCGCCAUCCUAACGUUCAAUAUGUGUCUCAAAUCCAAGCUUUAAAUUAUUGAAGUUAUUUCUCUGAUAACUAACCCUCUCUUUUAUAUAUGCACAAUAUAUUGGUGGAAACUUUCUUUUGAUUUUAAUUAAUAUUUAUCCAUAUUUAAAUGUAUUUAUCUUAGUUUUAGUGCAAAUGCCUUAUCCAGUAAAAAUGUUUGUCGCCACUUUCUUCCACUUUUCGUAUAGGCCUUUGUGUAGUGGCCUUCCCUGUGCUCUGGAUGUGCCUAUGUGCCAGAGAUGGUAGCUGCAAUAUACAGGGUUGUACACACAGAAACGUCCAGCCCAGUUAGGUCAAUGUACAGAGGGGCUGUAACUUUUGGUUCAUGUUGCCGAUUUAUUUGGGAAGGCACACAGCAGCUUGAUGCAAUGAGAUUAAUGUUUAGGCAAAUUUAUAUCUAGGAUUUUAUCAGUUUUUUACCAGAUUGUACCUGUUGUUGCUACUACUGUUUGCAGUGCUCUAUGUAUUGCUGAAUCUUUAUACACUGUUAAUCUUAUAAACGUGUACCAAGUUAGGUACAUAGGUGGCGCUGUAUGAAUGAGAACACUGCCUAGGCGAUCCCUUACUUGCCAAAAAUGAUUUCACUUCUGAAACUCCUAUCACAUAGCAUAUGCCCUGCAAUUAGGGUUUUUCAGGGUUACUGGGCCCCCACAUCAAGAACUUUAGGGUCAUCGCCAAAACCUUUUGGAACAUGAUCUUUUUAUUUAUAUUUAUGGAAAUUGUGAAUCAGCCAUGACCCCUAUUAAGACCCCUACAUUUUUCAACGCCCCAAGGGUCGCUGAACCCGCUUUUUUGGUUAUUUAUGAGCAUGGGUGCUGCAUGCCAGCCAUGGGGUUGUUGGGAAUUACAGCCUUGCAUUAUUGUAAUUGCCAACUUAUUCUGCAGCACUGCACAACAUAAAUAUGUGUGAGAUAAAUAGAUUUGUGCUUAUUAGAGCUUACAAUCUAAAAGUGGGGAUACACUGGCUGCAGCCUGACUCAUGCUGGUGUUGCAGUGGCUGAAAGCUUCUAUAUUAUAAUGUGUUUGGGAGAAAGAAACCCUCCCAUAGGAGCGCUAAGUACAGGGGUUAAAUACCUGUCUGGUCACAUUAUAUUCUGAUUCCCAGAAUAAGUUACAUCAUUUACUAAAUUUGUAAUAUUAGUCCCUGUUCUUGGAAGGACAUCCUGCAGCAGAUGACAUUUUGUAUUCACUCCCACAGACACUUUUUAUAAAAAAAAAAAACAAAAUAACCUUUUUUUCCCCUAAAAUAUAGUGUUUUUUCUUUUGUUUUUAAUAUUCUCCUGACUUGUGAAGUAGAUUCUGUGCUUGUCUCUGUGCCAAACUCACGUCUCCAUUAGUCUCUGUCAAAAAUAUCACUGGCUCGAAGAAAUGAUAUUCUGCUUUCCCACAAGAUGGCGCCAUUAAACACAUUUUGCAUUUCUUAUUCUUAUUGGCACCAUUAUUGUGAGUAAAAAUGUUAUGCUGUCUAGAUUAUUGUAUGACUUACACAACAGAAUGAAUGUUAUUGUGCCCUAUGAAAGAAUUGUCCACUUCUUUUUACCCUGGGGGAAAAACUGUAAAUCAGAGGUAUCCACCCUGUGUCCCUUCAAUUGUUGACAUACAACUGCCAGCACAGUGGGUUAUUGGGAGUUGCUGUUGAAAACAACUGGAAGGCCACAGGUUGGGCGUAAUUUAUAUAAAUACAAAGGGGGGGCUUUGCCAUUGUACGUCAUUGUGCAGAGACAUUUCUUUCGUAUCAGAAGUGGCAGAGAUUUCUCUGCAGAAUGUACAGUCGGUAUUACAUAUCCAGCACACAAUGGACUUGGAGUGGGCAAAAUAUUGCACAUAUGCCACAGGUGCCACUUGGUCCUGAAAGUGUCAUAUUUGACCAUUUUGUACAUCUCAGUUGUACAGCCCCUCCAACAAUAUCAAUUGAUCAUUGUGAUUAUAUGUGAGUUAUUUUAUUACAGACAUUUACUGGGAAAGGGGACCCUCUUAGACUUUGGAUAGAGGGGGCCCAGCCAAAUACCUAAAACCAGUCCUGUUUGACUUUCCAUAAGCUGUAGUCGUAUAUAUGUGUGUGUGAUGAAUUUGGAAUAAUUUUACAAAGUUGUGUAUUUUAUUGCUGGUGUAAUGUUUUUAUUGUGUUUUUGAAAAAUGUGUAAUAAUCCCUAAUGUUAUUUAUGUCCGACUGUUGUAAGAACUGUAUUUUCUUCUUAAAAAGAACAUUGAUAAAGAACCCUUUAAAGCCUG